GCGGUCCUCGGCAGAAAAAGGAAAGUAUGGAUCACAGAGCAGUUUCGCUGGGAAGGUAGACGCUCAAAACAGUAAAAUAUCGGGAAUAUUUUACGCUAAAAAUCUUCAUAAGGAUAUGUAUUUUGCUGUUCAGUAAGCGUGUAUUCCCUUUAUUGUUCUGUAUGUUCAGCUGUGUGUUUAUAUAAAGUUAGCCAACUUGUGUUGGCGUGUUUUUGAUUGAUUAGUCAGUGGAAUUUAUCAGAACCUUCAUGGCGUUGAUAGCGGCCGACCACCAGGGCUGCAAACUGAACGGGACUAUUGCGGUUUACGGCAGAGUUGGACCAAGAAAAGAAGUGUUUCAAGGGAAGGUGGAGGGCUUUAAAGCGGCCAAAAUGCAGCCAAAAGAGACGGAGUAUUCAACAGAUGGCCUGCCCAAAGCCUUCCUGCACAGCCUGAGGACCCUGUUUGACAUUUUGGAUGACUGUGGACGGGGAUAUGUCCACAUCUCGGAGAUCGAGAGCCGCUGGCAGGGCGCAGACACCCGGGACCUGCCCGGCGGGGUGCUGGGCUGCCUCAGGAGGGUCACCCCACCGCAUGGCUGCCUCACCUUUGAGCGGUUCGUUGCGGGGCUGCGGUACUCCAUGCUCAACCCGGAGAACAGCAGCCACCUCAAGGCCCAGGCUGCCGUGCACCCGCAGCAGGCACCGAAGCAGCCCCAGAAACCCGCCCCGCUGUCCACAUGCAGUGUUGGGACACGGGUUGAGAACAAGGUCCGUCCGCUGGGGCCGAGCAAUGUGACCAACACCCAGCAGCACCGGGCGUCCUCCCUGCAGAGCCGGGCCAGGCCGGAGGAUGGGACCGGGUACCCCGUGUGUGGACCGGCGCCGUAUAGCGCGGGCUUCGAGAGGUCUGGGAGGAGUUUGGAGCGGAAUUCUGUCGCACCGGGGGGCGGGUGUUACCGGGCCGACCCGGGCCAUGCCACCAAACCAGCGCAGCCCCAGCAGAGCCGGGUCAGGUCCAUUGAGUCGCUUGCUCUGGAGUCACCGCAGCUUCAACGAACAAGUGUUGUGAAAUCAGGUUUACCAAGAUCUCAGAGCGAAUCAGCAACAGGAUUUACAGGCGGCUCCAGGCGACACGGGCGGAGUCGGGAAGAGCAGAGGCGGCAUACCAUAUCCAACGGGGUGGAUUAUGGAAUGUUAAAGCAAAUGAAAGAGCUGGAGCAGGAGAAGGACUCCCUGCUGGCGGGCCUGGAAGUUGUGGAGCGGGCCCGCGACUGGUACCAGGGCCAAAUCCACAAUGUCACAGAGAGACAGCGGCAGGUCGGCCAGAGCUCCCACUCCACGGAUUUCUUUACAGAAGCCAAUCAGAGUCGCAUGAAUGUUCUAAUACCCAAACUGCAAGAAGUCAACCGCUGCCUUAAUGACCUUAUUUCCUGCACUGGGAUGCAGUCAUUUCCUUCCAGCGCGGUGCAGACAUCCGUGCUCUCAGCUAACCCCCAGCCUCCGGGUCCAGCUCCUCCGCAAGCCAUCCAGAGACUGAAAGACCAGAACCGACUUCUCACACAGGAGGUGACAGAGAGGAGCGAGCGGAUCGCCCAGCUGGAGCAGGAGAAGUCCGCUUUGAUAAAGCAGCUUUUUGAGGCUCGAGCCCGCAGUGCGCAAGACACCAGCACCAUGGAUUCCACCUUCAUCUGAAAACAAAUACACUCCACCCAACACCAUAACGUCAUCACGUUUCAGCUAGGAAUCAUCAUGACGCUGGUCUGGAGCAAAACAUUUAUAAGACUGAAGCUGACUGUUGUUUACCCACACUUGUAGCAGUGAUGCACCUUUAGCCAUGACACGCCAACACCCUCAACUGCAGCAGCAUGUGACCACUCCAUCCCAAACCAGUUCAUGCACUACCUAGAUGUGAACACUCCGAGGAAUACCUCACCCAAAUGAGUUGACCCGAGAGUCAUAAGACUCUAUUACUUGCUGCAUAAACACAAGCUGAAAAGACUGGAACACUUUCAAGAAACCACUCGGGUCUCAUGAGAUCCCAUCACUGCUUGCAGGAUUACAGCAUCUACAAGAUCUCCACUCCCACUCCCAAAAGACUUCUGCUUUUUACUUGUGCUGCUCGACUGCACAGGCAAUGGAAAAAAACAUAAACUUUAACUUGGUGGUCCAAAAAGGAACUGGGCAAUAAAGGGGAAUGGUUUCUGUUGGAAUAAAAUGCCAUAUUCUUACAGUUUAAUAUGAAAACAAAUCAUCAACUGCAUCUGCUUGCUGUGACCUAUCAAUUACAUUUUUGUUUAAGUUUGGUACUUUGAUCUAAAUGAUAAUAAGAUACACUCUGCCCAUGUCUUUCAGUAUUUCCUUCCUUUUAAUGUAAAUUAAUAAUACUAUGUUUACCUGACAGUGGCUUUCUGGGUUUUAGUAUUUAAUUUCAAAGACUGAGAGACAGGAAUUACUGCAGUUUUUAUAUUAUAGUAGCAUGUUUAAUGUUAAGACAUCUGUUUAAGAUUGAAAAAGGAGAUGGGAGGACAGCCUACAAGCCAUCGAGAUGUAGAGGCAGAGACGGUUGAGAGAAGUUUGGAAGUUUGCACGUAGAAGAGAGAUGAGGAGGAUAAACAUGGUAGACGGUGAAUGUGUCAGAGCCCGAGCUCCUGGGUUAGGAGAUCUUCUGAUGUCGUGUCAGAAACAAAAUUUAAAAAUCAUCACUUUGGCUGACUAGUGCUACAUCCCCUGUAUGUCUUUACAGUGGAUUUUCUUGCAUGGGUCAUAUUUCUAGCUCAAAAAUAUUUAUCUUCUGAAGAGAUUUCCGUGAGAUUAAACGUUAGCACAGAUAUAAAAACCCAUUUUGUCCUGGUUAAGUGUCUCUCUUUACCAGGAUCAGCCUGGAAAUGGUUGACUUUAGAUUAAAACUGUAAAAACAUUUAGCCAUCCACAAGUUUACAAGAGAAAUAAUUAGUUGGUGGGUGGCAGUAGAAGAAAAAACAUUGUAGUUUUAUAAUGGAUCUGUAUGGUACUGCUGGGAUGUCUGCACUUAACAUAUUGUUGAUGUCUGUUUCCCACUUGUUUGAUUGUAUGUUUCUUGCUGCUCAAACUACGUUAUGUGUGAGUGAAACUCUUUUUCCUUCUGCUUUCUUUCUAGAGUACUCGAACUUCAGAUGAAAUGUAAAAUAAUAAAUAUACCAAACAAUGGUGA
This is a messenger RNA of Siniperca chuatsi (mandarin fish), 3171 nucleotides long. It is a transcript of the gene sapcd2, whose product is annotated as suppressor APC domain containing 2. The transcript has 6 exons. The coding region runs from base 249 to 1673 and encodes 474 amino acids. The record is from RefSeq and is a predicted model, not a curated record. NCBI's taxonomy places the organism in Eukaryota, Metazoa, Chordata, Actinopteri, Centrarchiformes, Sinipercidae.